AUGGAGGACCGGAUGGGCAACGGCAUCGUGACGGAGUGGAUUGGUCGAUAUGAUAUCCAGAAUAUCAAUGAUCAAUGGAUAUCGGCAGAAUUGGAGGAAUUCCAGAAGAAAACCAGAUUUCCUGGAUGGGAGAGCACGCUAGUCCUGGUUGGACUUUGGAUCUUUCUGCUCUUCAUUGUUGAUCAUACCACCCAAACCAUCCCCGCGACAACCACUUCGUCACCCAGGAUGAGUGGCGGAUUGGGCCAACGGCCACUCUCAGAAGUGAGUCCCAUGGCGCAACGGCGCAACUCGCCCAUUUGGAACCAAUCCGGCAAGAUCACGACCGGCGACUCGACAUAUGAUGCCUCACCUCUCAACAACAAUGCUUCCCCGCGUCUCUUCUGGAAAGGUCGCGAAUCCCCUUCUCCAACCAAGGGUGUCGAGAACCAUGCCCCGUACGAUCCCGAGAGCUGCCUCCUCCCGGCCCGGCGAGCAUCCCUCGAGAACCUGAAGCGCGCAUCUCGCGUCAAGAACCACGCCAUGUUGCGCGACGGCCAGGAAUAUGACCCUGCUCACGUAUCAGUCCCUCACCGACCCCUUGCCGCCGACCGGUCGCCAAACCGAGAGAGCCAAAUGAACCUCGCCAAAUCCCAGUUUCUGGAUGAUGACCUUGGUGAUCUCGGCGACCAAUCGUCUCUUUCCAAGGGCAGCCGCUAUGGCAAAGGCUUUGACCCCCAACACGACAUUUGGUCGGAAUAUGAUAGCGCUGGUCACCGACAUGCUAAGAGCGUAACAUUUGACGUUGCGCCGCCCCAAGUUAACGAAUACGAAAUGCGCACUCCCGACCCAUCCUCGGUUGCGUCUGAAUCGCGUGAACCCAGCUACGACUCCGAGGAGGAGGAUGAUGUGAGCAGCUUUGAGCACGACUCCUUCAUGGACCGUGACGACAGCUUCGAUGCAUCCCUGGAAGAUAUUGAGAAGACUCCUGUUGUCUUGCCAGAGGAUUGGCGUUUUAUGAGCCCCGACAGCAAUAACGGAGAGGAAGAGUCGUUCGUCGAGCACACGGAAGACCAGAACGACAGUCGACCUACCUCCCGGGACGAGGUGGGCAGCCAACACUCACGCGUCGAGUCACUCGACUCGAAUGGCGAACGCCGGCCCUUGCCACCACUGCCAUCCGUGAAUCGGUUGUCUGGCUCUCGACCUUCGUCGCCUGAAAAACUUGCGGCCGCCUUCGAAUUGGGUAGCGGUGGCCAGCGGGUAUUGCCUUCAGCGCCGGCGGCAGCUUCGUAUACUAAAUCUGAUAUCAACGGCGGCAUGUCUUUGGAGGAGCGACUGCGUCUCAUGAUGUUGAAUGAUAAAAAGAAGAAUGAGGACGUGAACGGCGACCAGGAGGAUGUGGACUCAUCGUCCAAGCCCGUGCAGAAUAAUGAAUCUUUGGACAAGCCCACUAGCGAGCCAUCCAAAGACGAUGUUUUCUCUCCUCCACGCAUCUCGCGCGACUCUAUUCUGCGGGAUAUCCGCAAGGGUGACAGCUUUGAAGACGAUGCCUAUGAGGACGAGGACUCUCAAAUUUCUGAAGAUGCUCAUCAUUUCGACAAAUAUGACCCCGACGUCCCUAUUCCCUCUCUCGAAACUGAAUAUGACGACGAUGACUCUUCCAGUGUAAUCAUCAAGGAAGAAGCCAACGAUGAUGAUCUAUACGCCAUUCCCGACUACUAUCAAAACUCUUCUGACCACAGCUUAUCAUCGCGCGACCAGCGAGCUACCUAUGAUCAAGAUAGCAACUACUCCCUCCGCUCUGCCGCCGAAGUUGCUCAGGCUGCUUCGUUUGACGAUGGAGAUCGAGCCUCAGGACAAACAACUCCGACAGGAGGAGAAGAUGUCCAGGCUCCAGCUCACCCCCUCUCGAAGGAAAUGGAUGAUUCUCCUGCUCCUAGAGAGUCGCAGGCCUUGGACAUGGCCUCCAUCCGUCAAUCGUUGAAUCGGCCCGUCACUCCUGAGAUCAAGGAGGAAGAGCUCUCCGAACCCUCUACACCCGACUCUGUCAUCCGUCAUCCCAUUCAGGACGAGGAUGAUGAGGAUGCGGAAUUUUCACAGGAUGACGAAGAAGAACAUCAAGCAUUCAGUUCGUCUGAUGAAUCGGUCCCAGAGCCUAUUGCCACGAUCAAGGCUCCCGGCCAAGGACUCAAAACUCGCCCGUCGCUCACCCCCGCCGAUGUCGAUGCCAUGGCCGCAACACAAGAUUUGGACAAAGCAACCGCUCUCCCUCCUCAGCUCACCCUCCCCACUUUGAAUCAACGUCAGUCUAGCUUGAUGCAACUGGACAUCCCCUUCAGCAUUCAGGAGGAGAGUCUCGGCUCUGGUCUGAACAAGGAAUUUGACCGUGUCAUCGAGUCCCAAAAGGUUGCGUUUGCCCUCGCCAUUUCCCAGCUUGAAUCCAACCCAACGCCAGCCCCCAAGGAAGAACCCUCACUGGCUCCCCUAUCCCCAGGACUUUCAAGUUUCUUCAAGUUUACAGCGCAUGCUAACACAUCCCGUCCACAGAGAGGCUACCUCAUGCGACAAAACACCAAGGUUGUCAUUGCUAACAAUCGCAACGAUGACGAGCCCUCGACUCCUGUCGAUCGGACUAGCAAUGACCCCCGAGGCACCCGUUCUGCCGGAUCUUCCCCUCGCAAGGCUAGCCAACAGACCUGGACCACAGUCCCUUGGAAUGGCUCCACACGCCGUCCAAGUAUAAAGAUGGCUGGCGCGAUCCCUAAGAAGAAGCCCGUUCCAGGUGUAGGAGCUGUACCUCCCCUUCCUGGUCAAUCAAGUAACGUGCAGCAACCUCCUGCGACCAUCGAGGAAAACGAACCGGUCUUGAAUGAGGCCUUUGAGGAUGGCGAGGAGCGUGGCCGUUUGUUUGUCAAGGUCGUUGGUCUUAAGUAUUUGGAUCUACCUAUGCCUCGUGGCGAACGAUCAUACUUUGCCCUGACUCUAGACAACGGUCUCCACUGUGUGACCACAUCAUGGCUUGAGCUUGGAAAGACUGCCCCAAUUGGCCAGGAGUUUGAGUUGAUUGUGCAGAACGAUCUUGAGUUCCAGCUCACUCUCCAGAUGAAGGUCGACGAAGCCAAACUCUACCCUCAGGAGUCUGCCAGUUCCCCCAAUCGUCAGAAGGCUUCGGCUCUCAGCCGGGUCUUCGCCUCUCCUCGCCGUCGCAAGGAGCUUGACCUGAAGCAGCAAAUGCAGUCUCAGCAACAAAAAGCUAACGAUGUCAACGCUCCGGUCUAUGACCGCCUGCGCAAUCUCGUCGCCCGCGAUGGAAGCUUCGGCCGCGCUUACGUGGCUUUGAGUGACCAUGAGAAGAUGGCUUUCGGUCGCCCUUAUACAGUUGACAUUGCCUGCUUCAAUGAAUGGGCUGUUGACGAGCACCCGAGCAGCGUGAAGAGCAAGAAGAGUGCAACCAGUAUGACUGCCCAACGUCGACCACCUUAUAAGAUUGGCAAACUGGAGCUUCAGCUACUCUUCGUCCCAAAGCCUAAGGGCGGCAAGGAUGAUGACAUGCCCAAGAGUAUGAACGCCUGCAUUCGGGAAAUGCGGGAUGCUGAGAGUGUUACUGCACGAAGCUUUGAGGGAUUUCUCUCUCAGCAGGGUGGUGAUUGUCCUUUCUGGCGCCGUCGUUUCUUCAAACUCCAAGGCUCGAAGCUGACAGCCUACCACGAAACCACUCGCCAACCUCGCGCGACAAUCAAUCUCGCAAAGGCAGCCAAGUUGAUCGAUGACCGAUCUUCUUUGGUUCAGAAAGAAACUAGCACAAGGGAGGCGGCCGUCGCAAGUCUGCAUUUGCAGAGGAAGAAGAUGGAUAUAUUUAUCGACUUCUACGCGGACAGCGCGGCUGAUAAGGACGGCUGGCUCCGAGUCAUGUCAGAAGCUGUAGGCAAGGGAGCCACUUCCGGCAACGGCGCUAUCAAGCCAUGGGCCGAUCUUGUGCUCCGACGCGAGCGCAGCAUGAAGUCCCGACGCCUGACCACCGAUCGUCUCCCCCCCACCCAGCAGUAUCCCGGUUGCACCAUCAUCUCCUGUUGGCAAGCGACAAAGUGUUGCGAUGGGACCGCCAUCUUCAGCAGGAACCGGGGCGCAGGCGCCCCAAUCUCCGCGCCCCAACCAUCGGGACACAAGCACACUUUCUCUCAACCUGAUAUUGGUACUGACGCCCGUCGCCAGAAGACACGAUCCCUCAUGUUUUGA
This is a messenger RNA of Penicillium cosmopolitanum, 4218 nucleotides long. RefSeq lists its product as uncharacterized. The transcript is spliced from 8 exons. The record is from RefSeq and is a predicted model, not a curated record. NCBI's taxonomy places the organism in Eukaryota, Fungi, Ascomycota, Eurotiomycetes, Eurotiales, Aspergillaceae. Gene Ontology annotation, molecular function: GTP binding. The coding region runs from base 1 to 4218 and encodes 1405 amino acids.